Molecule: messenger RNA, 552 nt
Organism: Sphaeroforma arctica JP610
Lineage: Eukaryota; Ichthyosporea; Ichthyophonida
Exons: 2
Coding region: 1-552 (183 amino acids)
Source: RefSeq, a predicted model, not a curated record
AUGCCAUUAAAUGAAGUGGCUAUAGCCGGGUUACCUAUUCGUUCUGAUUAUCAUAAAGUCUGGCAACUGGCAGAAAUUCCCCUAUAUACGAACGGAGCUGCGCAAGUAGAACAAAAUGUGAAUACGUCUAUUUAUCAAGAGGCUAAGAAUAUAUGUCGUUUUAAAUGGAAGAUUAUUAGUUUCGGCGCGGAUUUUUCGGGUAAUAGUAGCAAGGAUGUAUUUGUAUGCGCAAGUAUCCCACGCUCACAAAUCUCGUCGUCUAUGGAAGAAUAUGCGAUGCUAACGAGCCAUUUAGAGGGAGAAUAUAGGGUGAAGAAGGAUUAUUGCGUAUGCCCGCUUGACAUAGGUCGUAAAUGUGUGCACGUAGCAUCUUUAGUUUGGACUGUGGUUCAACAAAGUGGUUGGGCGGCGGCGAAUGAUUUUGAGAGGUAUAAAUAUGAUUCCAGUAUAAAGCAAUCUGACGAUGACGAAGACAGCAAUCUGUGCACAAGUAAGGAAAGUAAAUGGGAUGUACCAAGCUUUGUCACUGGAAAUAUAGACGAAGACGUAUAA